AUGUCUGCCUGGACACCAGGAAUGGUCUUUUUUUUAUUUUACACGGACGAGCGCCUGGCGUGCGGUGUGCACGACUUCUUCUUCCUCCUCGACUUCCUUCCAGUACAACCUCUUGACGGCGGCAAGGAAGUCCACGUGCCAGAUUGGGAUGCCUCAUUGCUGCAGGGAUUCUGCAAUCGUGGCUUCUUCGUCAGCGGCCUCAUUGCGUGGGAUACCGCAGUGCGAUGGGGAAAAUAUAAGGUCUGCAGGGUGAACUCGCUUCACCAAGGAGAGCAGCAUAACCCAAAUUUACUCAGUAACGCGGUCACGCAUGGCCAGUGGGGCAACGCGGAGUGCCUCAAUUGCCGACAGGGAGUCCGUCGAUACCAGGACUCGUGUGGGCGAUUGGGAUGUUUCCAGACGAGGAGGUAUGAGACGUAUAAUGCCAUUUUCAAUGGCGGGUCACUCUGCCCUAUAUGA
Trypanosoma cruzi is the source of this 459-nucleotide messenger RNA. RefSeq lists its product as uncharacterized. NCBI's taxonomy places the organism in Eukaryota, Euglenozoa, Kinetoplastea, Trypanosomatida, Trypanosomatidae. Bases 1 to 459 code for a protein of 152 amino acids. The transcript has a single exon. The record is from RefSeq and is a predicted model, not a curated record.